CAAAAUAUUGUCAUUUUCUCUUCGAUCGUCGCCAUCUUAAUUUCUCAACACUGAUUUGAGGGUUCGUAUGUGAUUUAAAAUACUUUAUUUUAGGUAAUGGCGAGACAUUCUCAAUUAUUUGUGGGCCGUUUGCCGUUAGAUUCAAAAGAAAGAGACAUAGAAGAUUUAUUCGGAAAAUAUGGUAGUUUAGUAAGAUGCAACUUAAAAUAUGGUACCGGAAUGGCAUAUGCUUUUGUCGACUAUGAAGACAAAAGAGAUGCUGAGGAUGCAAUAAAAUAUGAAAAUGGACGAGAACUUCGUGGACAAACGAUUGUUGUAGAAUGGGCGAGAGGACCAUCAAGUCGUCCUCCCAUGAGAAGUAGGACAAGUGCGGAAUGUUAUCGAUGCCAUCGACAUGGCCACUGGGCUAGAGAUUGUCCAGAGUUGGAGAGAGAUCGAUACAAGGCUAGGCGUUAUUCUCGAUCCAGGUCUCGUUCUAGAAGACACAGGUAUAGUUAUAGUAGAAGCCGAAGUCCUUCUAGAGGCAGGUGGAGUAGACGACGUAGAACACCUAGUCAAGUUCGUUCACCAAGCUACAACCGAUCAAGGAGACCAAAGAAGCGCACACCAACACCAGCCAGCUCUCAUUCCAGAUCCAGAUCCAGAAGUGUUGAGAAAACCAAAUCUAAAGAAAAGUCCAGGCGUAGUUAUAGUAAAUCUGGAAGCCGUAGCCCUCCACGGAAACGACGCAACAGGAGUGUGAGCAAGGAAAGAAGCCGCGAUAGAAGUGUGAGCAAGAACAGGAGUCGUGAUAGAAGCGUGAGCAAGGAAAGGAUUCGUAACCGCAGUGUAAGCAAGGAAAGAAGUCGAAAUAGAAGUGCAAGCAAAGAAAAGAACCGUAACAGAAGUGUGAGCAGGGAAAGAAGUCGCUCAGCUUCUCUACGCAAAUCUCGCAGCAAAAGUACUAGCAAGGGUAAAAGUCCAAAGCGGGUUGAGCGCAGUCAGAGUCGCAGCAAGGAGAAGAGUCCUUUCCGUAAAAGUCGAAGCAAGGCUCACAGUCGCUCUCACAGCAGUAGUCUUGAAAGGAAGAAGCAAUCUAAGAGCCGAAGUCCUUCACCUAAUAAUAAUGAAAGAGAGGUUGCCAAUGGUGAAAGACAGAUGCGAAGCCGUGGUAGUAGUGUCGAUUCUCAAAGAAGCAAAAGUCGAAGUCGUUCUCUUAGUCCAAGCUAUGACAAAGAGGAUCGUGGUUCAGAUGGAAGAGACAAGUGGAGCAAAUCUCCUUAAUUUUUGUAUACAUUUUGUUGUGUAGUCAUUUCAGUUGUUUCUAUAUGUGUUGUAAUUUUUUUUUAAUUAAUAAAGUGUAAUUUACUCA
Argiope bruennichi is the source of this 1351-nucleotide messenger RNA. Its product is annotated as probable splicing factor, arginine/serine-rich 5. Bases 97 to 1263 code for a protein of 388 amino acids. Gene Ontology annotation, cellular component: nuclear speck. Gene Ontology annotation, biological process: mRNA splicing, via spliceosome. Gene Ontology annotation, molecular function: zinc ion binding; mRNA binding. The record is from RefSeq and is a predicted model, not a curated record. Lineage: Eukaryota; Metazoa; Arthropoda; Arachnida; Araneae; Araneidae. The transcript is spliced from 7 exons.